UCCAGCUUGAUUCCGCCACUCGUGUCCUUGGGCGCUUGUCCUCCUCUCCUCCUUACCCGUGCUGCUUGCUCUCUGUCUACUGGCGCUUGAUACGACUAUUGUCUACCGGACGUACCUCAAACGCGAGCAAUCACCCCCGCCCUCCAACCGAGCGCGCUCCAGCUAUCGCCGGUCACCCUGCAUCAGGGUCAAGUUGAACGAUCCCACCAAGACGCCUACUCACAAGUCUUCAACCAUGAUGCGCUCCGCACUAAAGCACUCGGCUUCUCGACCGUCGAGCCAAUAUACACCUAGCCAGCCGCCGAGCCAACACACCCCCUCGCGCCCCCCAUCACCAACGUCACCCUCCGACUCACCUAUGAUCUCGCGCGUGCCUCUGCCAAGCUCGCCAGAGGGCGCUCAUGCUACACUACCGGGUGCUUCCACGUCGACCCUUGGCACGUAUCACGCAGGAAUCGCACACUCGUCGAGCGGAUUAGGGUUGAGUGGCCACAACCCGCAUCACCACGCACCGGGCACGCUCUCCAACCUGCCGACGCCAACGUUCAGCACCCCCGGGGGCCUGACGCCGGGAAGCGCGUCCGCGUAUGGCGGGCUGACGCCUGGAACCCCUGGCCCCCACAGCGGCCUCCAUACGCCAAUUGCGCUGCCGAGCUUCUCCCCCAAGGUCUCCUUUGACACCUUCGAGAACCCGGCCGCGUCCAUGUUCUCGUUCACGCUGAGCGUGAAAAGCGAGGGCUACACUCGCACCCGGUCUACGCGCGUCUUCCUCUGCGCGGCGAGCGCGGACGAGAGUGGAAGGGAGGCGCUGGAAUGGAGCUUGGAGACCCUCGCCCAGGACGGAGACGAGCUGAUCGUGUGCAGGGGCGUGGAGGAGGAGGUGCUGGAGAAAGACCACGACGAGGUGCGCGAGGAGGCGCGGCAGCUCAUGAUGGAGAUACAGGCGAAGAGCGUGGAGUACGAUGAGGGACGGAAGCUUUCCCUCAUCCUCGAAUACGUGCCCACGCGCUCGAUCACGAGCACGCUCGACCGGCUCAUCGCGCUCUACCGUCCGGACUCGGUGGUCGUGGGGACGCGGGGGAAGCGUACGUGGACGAACGCCCUCGGCGGGUCGUCGAUGGGAGUCGGGAGUGUGAGCAAGUACUGCCUCUCGCACUCGCCCGUGCCGGUGAUUGUGGUGAGGCCGGAGCGGAAGGUCCGCAAAGCGAUUGCGAAGCGGCGCGCCGAUCCCAAGCGCGGACGGCAUUUCGACGUCUAAAGCGUCAUCGUCCUGUCAGUUAUCAUAUUUGUCGGACACGUCUUCGCAAUUGCAUGCACUAUGCCUCGUUAUACCUGUAAUUCUCACGUACCAAGAGGCUCACUGGCAAGCCUUGUGCAUGUUUCUUCUUUUCCGGUGGUGGCCAGCUAUUAGAAUACUCACGCUGUAGAGCGUACACUCGAGGUUGGAUGCGAGCCUGCAUUCAGACGUUUAGAGGGUUGUGUGUCGGUCGCAAUGCCAGAAUUCGAGCCCCUCGAAGUGUCCCGUCGUAGCGCAAGGAUCGGGUUGAUGAAACAUUGGAUAUUUUCCGGAGUAGCACACCGGCAUCUGCCUGCAGGAUCUAUGCUCUACUGUUGUCCAUGGAUUGAGAUAUGUUACCUUAGUUCGAAUGGAAGUACCUGCGGAGAGCAUGUAUAGUACUGAUGCUC
This is a messenger RNA of Schizophyllum commune H4-8, 1686 nucleotides long. RefSeq lists its product as uncharacterized. The record is from RefSeq and is a predicted model, not a curated record. The transcript is spliced from 12 exons. NCBI's taxonomy places the organism in Eukaryota, Fungi, Basidiomycota, Agaricomycetes, Agaricales, Schizophyllaceae. The coding region runs from base 236 to 1258 and encodes 340 amino acids.